GAGAGAUGCUCAGAGAGGGAAAGGCAGAGGGAUAGGUGUCUACAGGCUGCAUCUUCUCCACUCAUACAUUUGGAGAAGGGGGAGACAGAGGAAGAGCUGAAUAGUAGCUACACCCUGCGCCUGGAAGCGUAGAGACACUGUAACAAAGGCUGGCAAUUCUUUUUAGCAAUAACACAGAGAAGGGAGAGAGAGGGGCUCUGAAAUCGAGGAAAAUAGAAAAAGGCAAGUUUUGAGGGGGACUUCUGCUUCAUUUCAUCUGAAAGAUUCAUCCCCUGCCAUCAUCAGCAUGACCAUAAGCUCUAAGUAACAUUCGGCAAUAACGGUAUAAAAAAAAAACGUGAUUUCCAGCAACAGACGCGCGCUAUCCUAUUUUGAUUUAUUAUAAUCUGGGGGGGAAAGAUCAACCGAAUGCCUGCGAGAAUCUGGAUAUACUCUCUGAAAUCAUAGGAAAGAGCGAUCUAACAAAGAAAACUACAUUCUGAUUGAUCUUUAAGCUUGAUGUGCGUGUUUCUGCACGCACCCGAAACGAACCUGAACCUAAAGCAAACUCCUCAGACUCCUCCUCCCUCCUCCUCCUCCUCCCCUCGGUUUCUCUCAUCCUCUCCCCCCCCCCCCCACCCCCGGUCCUCCUAUGCUCAGUUCGGUGUGUGUAUCCUCUUUCAAAGGGCGCAAGGGUGGGAACAAGUCGUCCAACAAAGCAUGUUACAGCGCAGACAUGACUUGUCCGUCGGAAAGCGAGAAAAUCGUGAUAAACUGCGGGGGGGUGCGGCAUGAGACCUACCGGAGCACCCUGAAAACGCUGCCCGGCACCCGCUUGUCCUGGCUCACCGAGCCGGACGCGUUCAGCAACUUCGACUACGACCCCAAAUUAGACGAGUUCUUCUUCGACCGACACCCGUCCGUGUUCUCCUUCAUCCUCAACUACUACCGCACCGGCAAGUUGCACUGUCCCAACGACGUGUGCGGGCCGCUGUUCGAGGAGGAGCUGGCGUUCUGGGGCAUCGACGAGACGGACGUGGAGGCGUGCUGCUGGAUGAACUACCGGCAGCACCGGGACGCGGAGGAGGCGCUGGACAGCUUCGAGAACCCGGAGCCGGACGCGCCGGACGACGACCCGGCUCUGGGCGGCGCGGACGGGGACUUGAAAAGACUUUGCAUGCAGGAGGACGCCAGGAGAGCGGGCUUUUGGAAAAUCUGGCAGCCCAGAAUAUGGGCGCUGUUUGAAGACCCGUACUCCUCCAAGUAUGCCCGGUAUGUGGCUUUUAUUUCCCUUUUCUUCAUCCUCAUCUCCAUCUCCACUUUCUGCAUGGAGACACAUGAGGCCUUCAACACCAUCUUAAACAAGACGGAGAACGUCACAACAAACAACGGGACCUGGCGUGAAGAGAUAGUAUACGAAGUGGUGACUGACAGCUGGUUGACGUACGUGGAAGGUGUGUGUGUCAUCUGGUUCACCAUCGAGGUGUUGCUUCGAGUCAUCUUCUGCCCAGACAAGUUGGAGUUCUUCAAAAGUGCCCUCAACAUCAUCGACUUUGUUGCCAUCCUGCCCUUCUACCUGGAGGUUGGCCUGAGCGGUCUGUCCUCCAAAGCUGCCAAGGAUGUGCUGGGGUUCCUCCGCGUUGUCCGAUUCGUCCGUAUCCUCCGAAUCUUCAAACUGACCCGCCAUUUUGUGGGUCUCCGUGUCCUCGGCCACACCCUUCGUGCCAGCACCAAUGAAUUCCUUCUGCUCAUCAUCUUCCUGGCCCUCGGUGUCCUCAUCUUUGCCACCAUGAUCUACUAUGCCGAGCGAAUUGGUGCAGACCCAGAUGACCCGACGGCCAGCGCUCACACCAACUUCAAAAACAUCCCCAUUGGAUUUUGGUGGGCCGUCGUAACCAUGACCACGCUGGGUUAUGGCGAUAUGUACCCAGAGACGUGGUCGGGGAUGCUGGUGGGUGCGCUGUGUGCCUUGGCCGGUGUGCUAACCAUCGCUAUGCCUGUACCUGUCAUUGUCAACAACUUCGGCAUGUACUACUCUCUGGCUAUGGCCAAGCAAAAGCUGCCCAAAAAGAAGAACAAACACAUUCCUCGAGCGCCCCAGCCAGGGUCCCCCAACUACUGCAAGCCAGACGCCCUGGCAAUGGCAACCGCAUCUCCACAAAGGAUCAUGGGGAAUGUCUUGGGCGGAGUGAUGGGAUCCGGAGGCCUUGCAGGGGACUGUCCUCUCGCCCAGGAAGAAAUUAUAGAGAUCAACAGAGAUUCCAAGCAGAACGGCGACGCCGCCUCGGCCGCCCUGGCUAACGAAGACUGCCCCACCAUUGACCAGGUGCUGAGCCCAGACGAGAGGAGUCCUAUUGGGCGAGGGCCCACUCGGGAACGUUACCAGCAGGACAGAGCCUGCUUCCUACUCAACACCAGGGAAUUCCGUGCCACAGAUGGGAAUGUGCGGAAAGAGGCAGCAGCCCUGGCACCCAGCCCAGACUCCCCUCUGACUGAGGAUUGGUUAAAGAUGGAGGGGUCUCUGUUACAGCAGGACCUCAAUGCAAACUCCACCUCCUCCUGGAUCAAACCGUAGCCCAGAGUGUUAAGUUUCUAGCAUUCGCCUUCUCUCUUAUGAGGAGUCAGUAACCAGUAGACAAAAUUGCGGUGGGAGCCACAUAAACGACAGGCAUGUCACGGAUGGAAAGUUUAAAGGAGAUCUUUGGGGGUAACAAGAGAGACCAGAGGUUUUCCUGAAUUUCAAAAAAGAGAGAAAAAAAAGAAAAAAAUAUAUAUCACAUGGUCUGCUCCUCACAUUGUUACCAAAGCAGCCUCCUGGAACUCUGAUCACACCUUUUGACAACUGCCCGACCGAUUUUUUUCUUUUUUGUUUUUGUUCCCCCACCCCCUCCACCUUCUUUUUUCUGCAAAUUGACUGAGCAUUGCACUUACACACUUUUGGAGAGGAUAGGACUCCUGAUUACACAUUCCAGAUGACGUCGCUCUGACACUAUAAAUCCCAUCUUGUUGAUCAACUCAGCACCGUCUCCAGGGCUGCACAGCUGAGCAACUUCAAGAGUUUCAGAAAGAGAGAUUUAAAAAAAAAAGAAGAAAACAAAACACUUCUCUUCAACAGGACUGAAUGAACACUGUAGCAUUUCUGCUAACAUAUUGUAGCAUCUGUUGGCUGGGAAAUAACUUGACUUAAUCCAUCAACAGUUCAAAGAGAGAGGAAUUUAUGCAUUCAAUGGAUCUUUUAGAUGUCAUUUUCCUCAUGGGUUUUUUUUUUUCCAGUGAAGAGAAAAAAAAAAAACAACCUUCAAAGAUGGAGUACAUGAGAGACAAAGGAUGGGUCUGAUUCAUUAGCUCACUUUGCGUUUCAAAAAUGCACAAAUAUGAACUCAGUCACAAAUGCACAGUAUUUAACAGCACCCUCCAAGAGUCCCUUGUUAAAGUUGAAUAUACUUGUAUAAUAUGUUUGCCACUGAAUCUAUGUCUUCCAUUAACUUCUACCAGAGUAAAAACGCUGCCCUCCCCCCACUUGUACUGAGAUUGUCCCAAAACAACUAUGAAGCCGAGCAAAUUAAGCACAUGUAGCAUCAGCUCAAACAAGUCAUGUCACACCGAAGGCCAACUGAAGCGGUCUCAUACAUCUCAUAAUGGUGGAAAAAGACUUAUCUUUAUCUCUCAUGUACUGAUGUUGGCUUGCCCGAGAAUCCAUGUGGGAUACCAAAGGUCCUAUAGCAUGUAGAUGCUCAAUGGCCUUCUGUAAUGUGUAGUAGAUUAGGAGAAAUUAUUCUACGUAGGGUGAGGCUUCUGUUCACCCUCAUGCUGGUCAUUGCCUCUCAGUCUUUAAACUGCCACUAACAUCCCAUGCCUGUAAGCACAUAUGCACAUGUUUGACUAACGCAGUCACGAGGAGCAAAAAGACUCCAGGAGUCUAGUCUUAAAGUCCUGUUGGUUGAAGAUAUCAGGCUGCCAAAAAAAAUGCCGCUCCUAAUUCCCAAAAAAAACUAAGUUUACUGCCAGUGCAAGUACAAGUGCACAUCAGCUUAUGAAUGGUCUGAUAUCUUGCGAGGGACCAAUCUGAGCAUCAUUCCCCCGAACACAAAGGCCAACACUGCCAUUCAGGCUCAAGACUCCCCAGAUGCAUACUGCCCUGUCUCUCUCUUGUCCCUUUUUCAGCCAACGAUUGCUUAACUGGCUGUUCAAUGUUAAGAUGAAGAUACAGGGGAGCCUUUAAGGGAAGAAGGGUACAUGAGAAGAAGAAGUGGACCAAGACCAGAGCACGCAUGGACAUGUACAAAGAGAACAAAUCUAUAUUUUGAUAAACAAUUCUACAACUCUCCAUGACUUCGGAUUAUGUUUCUCAACAACAAAGGUUCAGAAAGGCAGAUUAAAAAAAACAAAACAACAAAAAAAAUACAAAGUCUCAUGCAAAUGUGAAAAGAAUAAAUGCUGUGGUGAAAUGGAAUCCCUGAAAAAGAAGAAACUGGAUGAGUAUUGCUCACGAGGGGUGUGCAACGCCGCUUACUCCACAAGCACUGGGAAAUGCUUUCAUGAAAGACAUAGAGCAAUGACUGACUCAUGCCUACGCAGGCAUGGGGAAGACAAAAGACGGACACUGAGAUAAAUGGAAAAAAAAAAAGAUAAUGCAUUUUUGUAACUUUGUUUACCAGCAUGACUACUUUGCAUGACUGUCUUUUCUGCAAGCCCUUAGUUGAAGACAAGGGUGCUAGAGAUACAAAAAAGUAUAUAUAAAAUAAAUUAAAAAAGUGUUAUAUGCAAUUCAUGUUUUAAAAAAGAUUAUAAUGAAAGAGAAGAGCUAUAUUUUGUUUUGAAAAGUGAAAAAAAAAUGUGAAUAUUGAAACAUGUAUGUUUGCAAAGUACACCCUGAUCUAUGUUUCGUUUGAUGAAAUCUCUCUGCUACUACUGCCCUACACUCUUCAUUCCAGUGUUUAUGACCUCUGCCAUAGUUUUCUUUUGUAAUGCGUUAAGCGGUAUAUUUUCUAAAUAUUCAAUCAACAGACUUUGCCUGUAGCAUCUGCGCAAAUGACGUUAGUUCUUGCUAAACCACGUUUUAUCCCUGAAUUGUUUGCACAACUUCCGUAGCAAAAGCAGCAGCAGUUCUAAAACAACAGCUCUCCAUACCACAACUUUGACAGCUUCAUUCAUGGUUUCUUUUUAUUUCAAUUUUUUUUUCCCUUCGGCAAUAAUACCAGAGUUGUCAUGUGGCUGUAGCAGGUACAUCGGAAGAACUUGAGUCCUUCCAGUUUCUUCAAGGCUUUGGUGUCGGGGUCUAGGAUGCCCCCGCCUUUGCAAGAUUUUGAUGGGAUGGGCUGUUCUCUUACACUCAGUAGAAAAACAGGAGUAAAAUUGUGUCUCAUCCAUUGAAUACCGACACUGCUGUAGGAGAUACUAUACUGGCAAAGAGUCAAGAGAGAUUUCAGGUUUGCAUGGAACUGACUGCCAUUCCAAAGUCUGUGUGGUUUUAAGGACUCAGGUGUGCCAAUAAUGUGUGUGGAUGUAGUUGUUUUUGGUAUUUUAAUAUUUGGCAUAAUAAAUUCUAGUAUAUAGACAAGGAUAAUGUGAACACCUCACAGUGAUGUGUAAAAAAAAAAGCAUGCAUUAUGACUUGAUAAUCUCUCAAGGGGGAAGAGUCUUGACAUUCCCCCUUGGCCUCCUGUCAUUGUUUGUCAUGAAUCCAGUCGUGAUAACUAGAAACACUGUGCCGUGUUGUAGAGCAGAAACGUCUUCCUCGGAGAGGCAACUGAAAACUACUCACACUCCCAGUGUCAGCAUGAGUGUGUAGAGGUAGCACGUCUUGUUUUGGGGUUUUUUCUUUUCUUACUUUUUUUGUUUUUAAGAUGGUCUGGUGUUAGCUUCCAUCGUUUACCAUAGAGUUACCAUCGUCCUGUUGCCUAGCUCGUUGCAGCACGCGACAUAGUCACGUAAGCACCAGUCAAAGAGACCCAGAGCUUCCAAAAUUGAUGUCAGAAACUGCGAAAGUCAGUGAUAAAUAUCAGUGUCCACCAAGAGGAGAUUGAUUAUGAUCUAAUAAUUAAAAAAAAAAAAAAACUAACGAAAAAAAACUACAAAAAAAAAAACAAAAAACGGAAGAAUCUCAUUGUUGAGGUUUUCUUCAAGAAUCUACUCCUUGGGUUGGUGUUCCAAGUGAGUUUCCGGCCCUGCUGGUCCAGGGUUCAGCUCAGGCAGCUGAAUGGUCCUCUGUCCAUUCUUAGUGAAUUUUGAGCUGGAGGCUCACCACAAACUGAGACUCAGUGGAGUAAUAGAGACUACAGACAGUAUUCAGCACUUCUGUUGAGUCUGCGCUGGUGUUACAGGGUCUAGAACUUUUAUCUAUUUGCAAAAGUGGUCCAUGGGAUUUUAGUUUUGGUCCUGUAUCUUUUCUAAAACACACAUUUUUCAGUUCCCAUUUCAGAUGGCAUUAGGCUACUUAUGAUAUUGUUUGGACACAGAGAUGUUAGUGAAAAUUUUUAGAUGUGGUGUGUGCACAUCUACUUACAAAACCGUUGUGCUUCACCCAGCUGUUUAUGCUUUUUACGGCCAAGUACUGUCUUUACCUGCUGACGUUUUCCGCUGUUAGGUCUGCCUUGUCUUUGUUCACCACCUUGUGACUGCCCUGCCGAUGCGAGGUUGAAAAAAGAUGUCUUUUCUUUUCCAAUGCAUAAUACUGCCAUUUGAUUUAGACACGUGGAGGAGAAUGGGUUACAAUGUCGAGAGUGCUAAGUCUGUUUUAUUUUUGAAGGUUUGCAAACUUUAGAAAAUGUUAUAUAUUUCAUGUAAAAAAAAAGAAGAAGAAAAAGAAAUCAUACAACCAAAACAAAUAUGCUUUACAUAGUAAGUAGAUACCACAGGUAUCUGCAGGUAUUUGGAAGGUGUCAUGUGAUCUUGUGAUGACAAAUCAUCAAUAGUUUUCUGCUUUAUUUUGUUUUUUUCUUUAAAUGCCUGUUUCUGUUUGAUAUGUUCUUAUUUUUAUUAGUAUUAUUUUAUUUUGGAGGACACUUGUAUGCAAUCUGCACCACUAUUGCCACUGAUUGACACUUACUGUAUGCUCCCUGAGACACAGACGUGAUGUCAUCAGUUCAGAUGAUUGCAACCGUAUAUUAAGUGGGUUUAUGGCUUUCCGUAAAGCUACAUAGCAAUCAAACGUAUUAAGAAAUAUUUUGUUUUACAAAUUGAUGAGACCAGAUUCAAUUCAGAGGAAAUUAUAAAAAUAGAUUUUUCUAAUAUAAUAAAAGUUAUUUUAAUUAGAAAAGCUAUAAAAGUCAAACCUAUAUACAUAUGUUUAAUUUAGCAUUCUUGCAUCAUGCAUCCGUGUAAGCAUUCCAAAGAAUAAUUUUACAUGCUAUCAAAUGAUAUAAAACAGACUUUAGUAGUGGUCCAUUGUACUGUGGUCUUAGUAGGGGUGUGAAUGGGGAGAAGAGGAGGUCACUGGAGCAUCUGGUCGUGAUUUCUGCCGGAUUUCAUUUUUGAAAUGUUGGGACACUAAGAACAACUCAUCAAAAACUGUAUAAAGUAUAUUUCAAUGGAAUGUUCAUGAUCUAUCUUUUUAUAUUUCAAAGAAAAAAUAGAGACAUAUCAAUAAAGCGUCAUAAUUGAACAUAUUUCUACUAUUGAGACUUAAAAUGUAUGAAUGUCAAUGCGAUCUAAUGUGAAUCAAUCUCCAUAGCAGCUUGAAUGAUUAACUGAUUAACGGUCAUAUGAUGCUUUUUCAGAGACAUUAAAAUUGCUUCAAAGUCAUUAAAAUCAACUUAAAAUAAAUGAAAA
Messenger RNA from Cololabis saira (Pacific saury), 7749 nucleotides. RefSeq names its product potassium voltage-gated channel, Shaw-related subfamily, member 3b (gene kcnc3b). Gene Ontology annotation, molecular function: delayed rectifier potassium channel activity; protein binding. The coding region runs from base 632 to 2554 and encodes 640 amino acids. Gene Ontology annotation, cellular component: voltage-gated potassium channel complex; axon; dendrite membrane. Gene Ontology annotation, biological process: potassium ion transmembrane transport; protein homooligomerization. The record is from RefSeq and is a predicted model, not a curated record. The transcript has 6 exons. Lineage: Eukaryota; Metazoa; Chordata; Actinopteri; Beloniformes; Belonidae.